UAAACAUCUGUUGUUAUAAACAUUUACUUCUUUAUUAUUAUUCUGCUUGUCAAAGAGUUUACAUGUCUCAAUAAAUUUCUCUCAAUCAAAUAUAAAUCUAGUGAUUUAUACAAUAAGUAAUCGCUACCAGGUGGAGCGUUGUGGCCGGCGGAUGUUCGCGCCUUUUCUUUCAGUCAAUUUUAUUAAUAUAUGUUUUGUGCGACAUAUUUAUAGUAGUAUUUGUGUGGAUAUCACUUUCAAUCCUCUUCUUCUGGCUCCUCGGAAGAGCCUAUGAUUUUUCUCACGCUAGUCCUGCGUAUAGGAUAGUAAAAGUAGGUGAUCCUAACCUUUUGGCGUUACGGGCCGGCCGGCAAACACGUGCUGUCUCCUCGAUAUUCGAUAUGAAGAAAUAGGACCAGAUCUAUGGCGUUUUAUAAUUAAACAAACUUUGGAAGAUAAUCACAUUGACGAACCUGAUGUAAAGAUGCGGAAUACGAAUAAGAAAGGUGCAAGAAAUAAGACCAAGGCGCAAGAUUCCACAGCCAACUCUCCGUUAAAAACGUCCGAGGGAAACAAGUCGGGUAUAGGGAAUGUAAGCGGGAUGAACAAUGUCGGUGCACAGAUUAAGGAUAUGAAAGGCGAGACUAAUUCGAUGGAGACUGUAAGAAGCUUCAAGUAUGACGCUUUCUCGAGAGCACCUUUUAUCGUGUACUUUAGCAUUAAGUCAACCAAUGGGGCCGAUAGGUCACAGACGUCGCGGUUUAAGAUCUCCGAGAAACUCGAUAAGUGUAAUGUAAAAUUUAACAAAAUUACGAAAUACUCUAAAGAUAUUUGGAAAGCGACGUUUCCAUCGAAAACACUAGCGAAUAGUGUGAUCACGAACAAAAUGGUGCAAGACCUGGGGAUAACAGCUUUCAUUCCGAAAUACAAAAUUAGCAGGAAGGUAGUCAUCGAGGAAAUCCCUGAUGAUAUGUCUAUGGCAGAAGUCAAGGAAAUUGUGGAGGAAGAAAAUUCUAAUCUCUUAAUAACAAAUCUAUAUAGACUCAAGCAGCGCAACGAAAAUACCGGGGAGAUAGAAGAUUCAGAAGAAGUUUGUAUGGAGCUAAGAGGUGAAAUUAUCCCUAAGGAGAUGUCAAUCUUAAAACUUGUUAUACCAGUGAGGCCGUUUAUACAGUCGAUACGUGUAUGUUUCAAAUGUGGACGUAUAGGCCACGUUAGUAAAUUCUGUGAGAAUCCGGCUGCCUGCCUGACAUGCGCUGGGGAUCAUCAAUCGCGAGAAGAGCCGUGUUCAGCGGCUAAAAAUUGCGUAAACUGUGGACGUGGACACAACACUUUAGAUCGUGAAUGUCCUGCAUAUAAGAAACACCAAGAAAUUGCCAAGGUUAUGGCAUACGACAACCUUCCCUUCCUCGAGGCACAGUCCUUGGUGGAGAGGGACUACGAUGGACUUGUGAGGAAAGUACAUGACUACAAGACACUGAAAGAUUUACUCCUUUUUCCAUCCAAGGGUGUAAAUCGUAGGAUGACUCAGGGGUCAAUGGAAGAGAACACCUCAUAUAGACUAGAAGUUUUAAAAAAAACUAAAGGUGGUGUUAGAGAUCAGCUAAGUAACAUUGCAGAGAUAAUUUUGUCUGAUCCAGAUGUAGAAAUUUUAUGUGAAAGAAUUAAAAAAACUAUAGAUUUGCAUGUGACAAACAGUCUCAGAAAAGAUAAAGGUAAUGGAUCGAACAAAUAAAUUUAAUUCUUUGAAAAUAGCUGGAAUUUUAAAUCUAUGAUGUCACGAUACAACAAAUUAAAGGGAUGUGCCGGAUAACGAAUGUAUCGGAUAAAGAAUUAAAAAGGUAUAUAUACAAA
Messenger RNA from Solenopsis invicta (red fire ant), 1833 nucleotides. RefSeq lists its product as uncharacterized. Lineage: Eukaryota; Metazoa; Arthropoda; Insecta; Hymenoptera; Formicidae. Bases 464 to 1714 code for a protein of 416 amino acids. The transcript is spliced from 2 exons. Gene Ontology annotation, molecular function: zinc ion binding; nucleic acid binding. The record is from RefSeq and is a predicted model, not a curated record.